AUGUCCGAGUCGGCACCCACGUCCGAGUCAACUGUUGAAUCCGACCUUCUGCCCACUAACUUCGUCGGUACUACUAUGGCAGGAGUGCAGAAUGAGGACGGGAAAUUUCGCAUCUACUUUCAGAACAAAGACUACCAGAUCUACCAAAUGUCAUUGAACGACCCAAGGAGCAGGGCCUAUACCUUGCUCAAACUCACCACUACCAUCGUGCCCCCUGCCCGUAUCAACACGCCCAUCGCAGCCGUGGCAUGGAAGAACUUGCAAGAGAUACGCGUUUAUUAUAUCACUGCGGCUAGUCAGGUGCAGGAGAUUGUAUACUCCCAGCGCAGUGGUUGGAAAAAAGGCGAGAUGCUGGGCACUGCGGUUGAGAACUGUGCGUGCUUGUAUGCGCAAGGCCGAUUCACCACGAAUGAGGUCUUCCUCAGGGUUGGGUUUCAGUCUGCGAUUGACUCUCAGACUAUCACGGAAGCUUAUACUCUGAGGGACGGGUGGAAGACUCGUGUGUUCUGA
Suillus paluster is the source of this 510-nucleotide messenger RNA. RefSeq lists its product as uncharacterized. Bases 1 to 510 code for a protein of 169 amino acids. The transcript is spliced from 2 exons. The record is from RefSeq and is a predicted model, not a curated record. NCBI's taxonomy places the organism in Eukaryota, Fungi, Basidiomycota, Agaricomycetes, Boletales, Suillaceae.